AUGAAGAUAUCUGAAAAAUUACAUCAAGCACAUAAUACUACGCAUCCACCGCCGGCAACAUUUUCAUUUGAAUUUUUUGUACCAAAAACUUCACAAGGUGUUCAAAAUCUUUAUGAUAGAAUGGAUAGAAUGUAUGAUUUGAAUCCUAUUUUUAUAGACAUUACUUGGAAUGCUGGUGGUAGAUCAUCAUCUUUAACCAAUGAAAUGGUUUAUACUGCACAAUCAACUCUAGGUUUAGAAACUUGUAUGCAUUUAACUUGUACAAAUAUGAAAAUAGAAUUAAUAGAUGAAGCUUUGGAAAAAGCUUUUAAAUCUGGUUGUCAAAAUAUUUUAGCAUUAAGAGGGGAUCCACCAUUAGAUGGAAGUGAAUCAACUGGAGAUUUUAAAUAUGCAAAAGAUUUAAUUAAAUAUAUUAGAACAAAAUAUGGAAAUCAUUUUAAUAUUGGUGUUGCAGCUUAUCCUGAGGGCCACCCGGAAGAAGAAGAUGAAAUUAAAACAUUACAAUAUUUAAAAGAAAAAUGUGAUAUUGGAGCUGAUUUUAUAAUUACUCAAAUGUUUUAUGAUGUUGAUAAUUUCAUUUCAUGGUGUGAAAAAUUAAGAAAAAUUGGUGUUAAUAUUCCAAUAAUUCCUGGUAUUAUGCCAAUUUCAACUUAUGCUGCAUUUAUAAGAAGAGCUACUUGGUCAGAAAUUAAAAUUCCUCAACAUUUUUUGGACGCAUUAGAUCCCAUUAAAGAUGAUGAUUUCUUAGUUAGAGAAAAGGGAACCGAAUUAGUUAGUGAAAUGUGUUCAAAAUUAAUAAAAUCAGGUCAUGUCAAUCAUUUGCAUUUCUAUACAAUGAAUUUAGAAAAAGCAACAGUUAUGAUUUUAGAAAAUUUAAAUCUUAUUGAAGCUAUUAAAUCUCAUGAAGUUGUUGGAGGUACUGAAUUACCAUGGAGAAAAUCCUUACAUCCAGAAAGGUCAAAGGAAAGUAUUAGACCAAUCUUUUGGCAAAAUAGAAAAUAUUCAUAUGUAUCAAGAACUGCAACAUGGGAUGAGUUUCCAAAUGGUAGAUGGGGUGAUUCAAGAUCUCCAGCUUUUGGUGAUAUUGAUCUUUGUGCUUCUGAAUUAUUAAGACAAUCACCAAAAAGGGCAUUUGAAUUAUGGGGUAUUCCACAAGAUUUAAAAGAAUUAAGUAAUUUAGUUGUUUCAUAUCUUCAAGGUGAUUUAAAAUCUUUACCAUGGUCAGAUGGAGCUGUUGGUGAUGAUACAAAAAUCAUUGUUAAUGAUUUAGUUAAAUUAAAUAAACAAGGUUUACUAACAAUGAAUUCUCAACCAGCUUUAAAUUCAGUCAAAUCAUCAGAAAAAGUAUUUGGUUGGGGUCCUAAAAAUGGUUAUGUUUAUCAAAAACAAUACUUGGAAUUUUUCUGUCAUAAAAAUAUAAUAUCUAAAUUAUUAUACAAAAUUGAUGAGUUUAAUUCAAAUCAAGGAGAAAGUUCAUCAUCAAUCAUUACAUAUUAUGCAGUAGAUGUUGAAGGUAAUUUAAGUUCAAAUUGUAAAGAUGAUGAUAUUAAUGCAGUUACAUGGGGAGUUUUUCCAGGUGAAGAAAUUUUACAACCAACAAUUGUUGAAAAAACAUCAUUUUUAGCAUGGAAAGAUGAAGUUUAUAGAUUAUUUUCAGAAUGGGAUAAAGUUAUAUCAUCAAAUAAACUGGAUAUAAAAGAUCAAACACAACUUCAAAAUUUCAAAAAUUUAAUGUCACAGUUUAAAAAAGAAUUUGUUUUAUGUAAUUUAGUAAAUAAUGAUUUUGUUGAUUCCAAUUCAACUUUAUUCAACUUAAUUAAUGAUUUAAAUUUACAAGAAUUAUAA
Lodderomyces jiufengensis is the source of this 1845-nucleotide messenger RNA. RefSeq names its product methylenetetrahydrofolate reductase (NAD(P)H) (gene MET13). The record is from RefSeq and is a predicted model, not a curated record. The transcript has a single exon. Gene Ontology annotation, biological process: tetrahydrofolate interconversion. Gene Ontology annotation, molecular function: methylenetetrahydrofolate reductase [NAD(P)H] activity; FAD binding. Gene Ontology annotation, cellular component: cytosol. Lineage: Eukaryota; Fungi; Ascomycota; Pichiomycetes; Serinales; Debaryomycetaceae. The coding region runs from base 1 to 1845 and encodes 614 amino acids.